Messenger RNA from Eucalyptus grandis, 2441 nucleotides. Its product is annotated as sugar transporter ERD6-like 5. The record is from RefSeq and is a predicted model, not a curated record. Gene Ontology annotation, biological process: carbohydrate transport; transmembrane transport. Lineage: Eukaryota; Viridiplantae; Streptophyta; Magnoliopsida; Myrtales; Myrtaceae. The transcript has 17 exons. Bases 913 to 2184 code for a protein of 423 amino acids. Gene Ontology annotation, molecular function: sugar transmembrane transporter activity. Gene Ontology annotation, cellular component: membrane.
ACAGAAUAUGACGUCAAUAGACCAACAUAGAACUCUUUGCUCUCAACGUUGCCAUGUCUAAUCCAAGUUAAGUUGAAAGAUUUUGUCGCCCAGGAUAGAUGCGGAGAUGCAUUUCUUCCGCUCUGAGUAAUUCAUAGCAGACAUUGAUACUUGAGCAAUAUAAAGAAAAAUCUUCCCCGUAAUUAUGUCACAUAAUUACGGUGAAGAUUUUAAUGUGGCUCAAGAAGUCAGGAGCCAAGUACGCUCCUGUAAUUCAAUGGUUAAUAGAUUACCCUGGUGGACCAGGAUUUACUGGGAAAUAUGCUUUUACCUAACAUCCAGACCAUCUGCAAGUCGGGUGAUUUGCGGGGAUCAGACAGUCAGGCAUCACCAUGCAUAGGCGCAGGAAAAUGGCGAGGUGUUGCUGUCUGCCCCUGCUCUUGUUACCAAGAAAUCAUAGCCCGGAAACUUAAGGGGAGCACACUUAGCAAGUACCGCCCAGCUCCCACUUUAUGAAAAGGACCCCUACGGAAGGUCAAAUCAAGGACCUACAAAAGUCAUGGUCAACAUUUGACCAAACGAUAGGGGACUGUAGUAUCUUUUCUCUCUUAUUUUUUUUUUUCUUUCUCUUUAAUUUGAUUCGAUAGGUUAAGGAAAAUGACAGUAUUUAAUUUAUUAUGAAAGUAAUAAUCUACUCUAAAUCAUAAAAAAUAAAAUAAUAAAAAAUAGAAAAAAAUCUUCCUGUUCGGAGCAGCACUCUUGCUACCUCUUAUCCAAGUACGAAGCUUCUGUCCUUUCAGGCUUUGUUAAAUGAGGGAAUAAACUAAGAAAACUUACGCUUAGGAAUUCUUUUUCAUAGCUUCAAUAAGAGCCCAAUCCUUUCUCUAGCCGGAAGUUUCUUGGUUCCGGGACGAACUCCACCGCAUCUUUCCCAUGCCGGUUCUUCUUCUCGACUCCAUCUUCCCCCUCAGUGUCCAUACUCCUCUCGAGUAUUCUGUUUUUGGGUCAACAUUGACAAUUGGAGCAAUGGUUGGAGCAGUACCGAGCGGGAGGGUUGCAGAUCUACUUGGUCGAAGGGGUGCUAUGUGGUUAUCAGAACUGUUCUGCAUCACGGGGUGGCUUUCGAUAUUGUUUGCAAAGGGUGCCUGGUGGCUUGACGCGGGAAGACUACUUAUGGGCUGUGGAAUUGGGCUUCUCUCUUAUGUGGUACCUGUAUAUGUUGCAGAAAUAGCCCCCAAGAACGUUAGAGGAGUAUACACAUCUCUUAAUCAGUUGAUGAUUGGUCUUGGGAAAGCAUUCAUGUUUCUCAUUGGUUCUCUUGUCAGCUGGCGCGUUCUAGCUUUGAUAGGAACUCUUCCAUGUCUGCUACAGCUUCUUGGUUUAUUUUUCAUUCCUGAAUCUCCUAGGUGGCUGGCAAAAGUUGGUAGAGAAAAAGAAUUUGAAGCAGCUCUCCAGCGUCUGAGAGGCAAGAAUGCAAAUAUCUCUCAGGAGGCAUCGGAUAUUAAAGACUAUAUGGAACACCUCCGUCGCAUGUCUGAGGAUGGAAUUACAGAACUUCUCCAGGCGAAAUAUGCUUAUCCAUUAAUUGUUGGAGUUGGGCUGAUGAUAAUUCAGCAAUGUGGAGGCCUGAAUGGUUUUGUGUUCUAUACAAGUGUCAUCUUUGAAGCAGCUGGUUUUUCAACAACAAUAGGAACCGUAAUAGCAGCUGUUGUGCAGAUUCUAAGUACAACGUUGGGAGUACUACUGAUAGACAAGUCUGGAAGACGCCCACUUCUACUGGUAUCUGCAGCUGGAGGGUGCUUGGGAUGUGUUUUCACAGGAUUGUCGUUCUUCUUGCAGGACCUUCACAGCGGAGCGGAGCUCGUUUCCAGUUUGGUGCUUGUUGGAGUUUUGGUAUUUCUAGGCUCUUUUGAACUCGGGAUGGGAGGAAUUCCUUGGAUUAUAAUGUCGGAGAUAUUCCCGAUAAAUGUAAAGGGCUCAGCUGGAAGCUUUGUUAACUUGGUCAGCUGGGUAGGAUCUUGGUUUGUCUCAUAUACUUUCAGUUACUUGUUUGAAUGGAGCUCAGCAGGGACGUUCUUUAUAUACGCGGGCAUUUGUGCAGUCGGUGUUAUAUUUAUCGCAAAACUUGUGCCUGAGACUAAGGGGCGGACGCUGGAAGAAAUACAUGCCUCCAUCACCGAUAAGAAUGACAAUAAUUUGUCAUGAAAAUAGGAGCUUUGUGUGGGGUAUACUUUGUGUAAUCAUAUCCAAAUACGGAACAUCCUGGCAAGUUUUGAUGAGAAGAUCCCUUAGCUGGGGUAGUGAAUCAAAGGAUGAGCUUUUAGAGAGUACGGAAGAUAAAAUACGAGAGAGACAUGGUUGAAUCAAGGAGUGUAAAUACAAAAGGAGAGCUGUAAUUGUCUGUAAAAUCUAUACAGACUAUUUCAUCCCUUUGCUUUAAGCAUUAUCUGGUUUGGCAUUAA